This is a messenger RNA of Neolamprologus brichardi, 669 nucleotides long. Lineage: Eukaryota; Metazoa; Chordata; Actinopteri; Cichliformes; Cichlidae. The record is from RefSeq and is a predicted model, not a curated record.
CUGACUGUGAGUCCCAGCAGCUCUCAGAUCUUUAAAAGAGACUUUGUGUCUCUGAGCUGUGAGGAGGACGACAGCUCUGCUGGAUGGACUCUGAGGAGAAACACAAGCAAACAACAGAGGACUCAGUGUGGAAGUACAUGGGGAAAACCAGCUGGUUCUUCAUGCAAAAUCACUAUGAUGCUUCAUGACAGUGGAGUUUACUGGUGUGAGUCCAGAGAGGGUCCCAUCAGUAACAUGGUUAACCUGACAGUCACUGGUGGAUCAGUGAUCCUGCAGAGUCCUGUCCUCCCUGUGAUGGAGGGAGAUGACGUCACUCUGCUCUGUAAAACAAAGACCACUCCCUCCAACCUCCCAGCUGCUUUCUAUAAAGAUGGCUCCCUCAUCAGGAAGCAGCCUACAGGUCACAUGACCAUCCAGCAUGUUUCCAGGUCUGAUGAAGGCCUCUACAAGUGUGACAUCAGCGGUCAUGGAGAGUCUCCAUCCAGCUGGAUCACUGGGAACACACCUCCACCUACAUCCACACCUCCACCUACAUCCACCUCUCCUCUUGUUCUCUCUGUGUUGUCAUGUGUCGGAUCAGUCUGUGUUGUGGUUCUACUGGUGUUACUGGUUCUGCUGGUGAGACGAUGUGUUCACAGGAAACCUGAAGGUGAGACUCAGACUUCCUGA